AUGGCAAUAGCAAGUAAUAAAACACUAUGUUUUAUAUGUAAAAAGGAAAAAAUAACAUAUCCUUGUAGAGGAUGUUCAAAAGAAUUUUGUUUAAUACAUUUAACAGAACAUCAACAAAACUUAAAUGAAGAAUUAAAUCAUAUUAUUAAUGAUUAUGAUCAAUUUAAACAAACAAUUAAUGAACAAAAACAAAACCCACAAGAUCACUUAUUAAUAGAACAAAUUAAUCAAUGGGAAAGAAAUUCAAUUGAAAAAAUCCAACAAAAAGCGCAACAAUGUAGAAAUAUUGUCAUUGAAUCUUCACAAACAUUCAUUAAAGAGACUGAAAUGAAAUUUGAAGAUUUAUCCGAACAAAUAAAACAUAUUCAUGGCGAAAAUGAGUUUAAUGAAAUUGAUUUAAAUUAUUUAACAAAUCAAUUAAUUAAAAUUACAAAAGAAUUAAAUGACCUAUCAGAUAUAUCUAUUAAAGAAGGUUCACAGUCAUUUAUUAAUGAAAUUUCAAUUAUUUUCAUGAAAAAGCCAAAAUUCAACAAAUGGAAACAAAAUGCCAUCACUGUGGUUGGUGGAAAUGAAGGAGGGGAAGGAUUAAAUCAACUCAAUUGGCCAAAAGGAAUCUUUAUUGAUAAAAACAAAAAUAUUUUCAUUGCUGAUCAUGAUAAUCAUCGUAUUGUUGAAUGGAAAUAUAAUGCAAAAGAAGGACAAAUCAUUGCAGGUGGAAAUGGACAAGGAAAUCAAAUGGAUCAAUUGAGUUGGCCUACAGAUGUGAUAGUUGAUGAGCAAAAUCAUUCGAUCAUUAUUGCUGAUAAUGGAAACAGACGAGUGAUUCAGUGGCUGAAUCAAACUCAACAAAUUCUUAUCAAGAAUAUUCAUUGUUUUGGCCUGGUAAUGGAUAAAUAUGGAUAUGUUUAUGUUUCUGAUCAUAAGAAGAAUGAAGUGAGAAGAUGGAAAAUAGGUGAAUAUAACAACGAAGGAACUGUAGUGGCUGGUGGAAAUGGAAAAGGAAAUCGACUCAAUCAGCUCAAUUAUCCUACUUUUAUCUUUGUUGGCGAAGAUCAAUCUGUUUAUGUAACAGAUCAAGAUAAUCAUCGUGUGUUGAAAUGGAGAAAAGAUGCAAAAGAAGGAAGAAUUGUGGCUGGAGGAAAUGGUAAAGGAGAAAAUCUCAAUCAAUUGUCUUAUCCUCAAGGAGUCAUUGUUGAUGAUUUGGGUCAAAUCUAUGUAGGAGAUUUGGGGAAUGAUCGAGUAAUGCGUUGGUGUGAAGAAAAAGAAGAAGGUGAAAUUGUUGUUGGUGGAAAUGGAAGAGAAAAUCAAUCAAAUCAAUUCAGUCGUCCUAGUGAUUUAUCUUUUGAUAAUGAAGGAAAUCUUUAUGUUGUUGAUGAAUCGAAUCAUCGAAUUCAAAAAUUUGAAAUAAUUUAG
Adineta steineri is the source of this 1413-nucleotide messenger RNA. The record is from the annotation of a GenBank genome assembly. Lineage: Eukaryota; Metazoa; Rotifera; Eurotatoria; Adinetida; Adinetidae.